CAUGGUGGCGGGCGCCUGUAGUCUCAGCUAUUCGGGAAGCUGAGGCAGGAGAAUGGCGUGAAUCCAGGAGGCGGAGCUUGCAGUGAGCCGAGAUCGCACCACUGCACUCCAUCCUGGGCGACAGAGCGAGAUUCUGUCUCAAAAAAGAAAAAACAAAAAAUUAGCUGGGCAACGUGGCGAGCACCUGUAAUUUGAGCUACUCAGGAGGCUGAGGUAGGAGAAUCACUUGAACCCAGGAGGCAGAGGUUGCAGUGAGCCGAGAUCGUGCCACCGCACUCCAGCCUAGGCUACAGAGUGAGACUCCAUCUCAAAAAAAAAAAAGAAAAGAAAUGGCGAGCUCUGCCAUAAGGUGCAUUUGGGGAUGGUUCCUGGGAUGUGAAGAUUAAGUAAAGGAACUUUGAGAAAGAGACUGCAGCAGUGCCCAGUGUGCCCCUCUUGGCACUGACAGCCCAAUCUGAGACUAGAGAUUCUCAAAGGAUUCCAGACUCUUGCUCAAGGGCUCCUGGGUCAUCCAGAGCAUUGCAGGGCAAGACAGAAUUAGAACAGACUCAAAAAAGAAAGCUGACCCACUCAUGACCCAUUCACUAUGUGCAUAUCUCUAAAGGGACAGGCCUGACCAAAUAAGAUGGAGCUGCCUUUUCCAAGACAUUAGGGGUUAGUGGCAGUGCCGACUUGGGAUGGCAGGAGACCCUGCUUCAAUCUGGUCUUUGAUUCGGCUUGGAAAACAAAUCCAGAUCUCCUUGUUGACAGAACUUGAGAUGGUCCAACAGAGCUCCUUGGAGGUAUAAGGCCUGAGGCCUGAAGCCUGAAGGGACCAGCAGGUAACUGGGCACCACAGCCUGAGGCCAAUCAGCCCCAAGCAAGAGCAUCCUGCUUCCUCAGAGGGUUUGUUUGCUUGAGGAAAGUGAAGGCUGGCAGUCAUAUUCCUUCAGGAUCCUCCAAAAAUGUUGGCAAGGGUGAUCCUGAUGAAGCCCCCUUGUUUGCAGGCCAAUGCCAGCUCUAACUGGACUGGCAAGCCAAAAAUGACCACUCUCUUUCCUGUAGUUCAGAAUUCCCGACCUGCCCUAAUGGAGACGCAACCUGAAUCCAAGAGUGAGGCAGGCAGCGACAGAUAAGUUACAGCGUGAUGCCUACUUCAUAAAGCACAAAAGACCAUGUGGUUUAGAUGGCAGGUCAUGGAAAUCUAAAGGGAAUGGUGAAGUUGCACCGUAAGGGGAAGGUGACGGAGGGGCUGAAGCAGUUCGGACAGAAGAAAAGAUCAGGAGACAGAGCGGAGAAUGGAGCCUCAGGGCUAUCCAGGGGUGGGAAGAGGGUAGCCAGAGACUCGUGGGGCGGCCUGGGUUGGUUGUGCUGGGCAGGUUCUCAGUGGUGGGAAAGUCUGGCCACACUGCCCUGGCUUCCUGACUGGACUUCACCUCGAGGGUGGGGGCGGUUUCUGCCCCACCCCUCACCCCCCUGUCCAGCCCUUGGAGCCAGGGCACGGUUUGUGACAGAUUCCGGGAAACGUUUGGUGCCAGAUGGGAGGUAACCGGUGGCGGCUACCGGGUUAAGGCCUGCACUAGGGACGAUUCCUUUCCCCAGCAGCGGUGGGUCCUCACUUCCGGGGGCCUGCGGAUAGGCGGGCUGGGGUCGGAGGUCGGCGGCCAGAAGUCAGAUUCCCCUGGCCCCAGCUCGUCCACUUCCAUCCAGCGGCUGCCAAACAACAGUUGAAAAUGGCCUGGCGGCAGCCGGGAAACACCAGCGAACUAUUUUCCAACCCCGAGAUCCCGCCCCUCUCGUUCCGGCCGUGUUUCCGUGGCGACGCUGUCCGCAGUGCGGCUGCGCAAGGGUGACGGCGCGCGAGCAAGGAGGAGGGGGGGGUGUUUUGGUUCUAGCCGCUCGCCGUCCUUGCAGGCUCUGCCGUCGGAAAGCCUCUCAUUCUCGCUUCCCCUUCCCUUUCCCGGCCCAAGUCCUUCCUCUCUCUUUCUUUUCUUUCCGCGUAUCUUUUUUCUGCUGCCGCUCCGAGUCCGGGCCAUUUUCCGGGCCGGGCGCACUAAGGUGCGCGGCCCCGGGGCCCAGUAUAUGACCCGCCGUCCUGCUAUCCCUCGCUUCCCCCGCCCCAUGUGGCUGCGGGGCCGCGGCGGCGCUGUCCACUAUGGCCCGGAAAGCAGUUAGCAGGAAGCGGAAAGCGCCGGCCUCGCCGGGAGCUGGGAGCGACGCUCAGGGCCCGCAGUUUGGCUGGGAUCACUCGCUUCACAAAAGGAAAAGACUUCCUCCUGUGAAGAGAUCCUUAGUAUACUACUUGAAGAACCGGGAAGUCAGGCUACAGAAUGAAACCAGCUACUCUCGAGUGUUGCAUGGUUAUGCAGCACAGCAACUUCCCAGUCUCCUGAAGGAGAGAGAGUUUCACCUUGGGACCCUUAAUAAAGUGUUUGCAUCUCAGUGGUUGAAUCAUAGGCAAGUGGUGUGUGGCACAAAAUGCAACACGCUAUUUGUAGUAGAUAUCCAGACAAGCCAGAUCACCAAGAUCCCCAUUCUGAAAGACCGGGAGCCUGGAGGUGUGACCCAGCAGGGCUGUGGUAUCCAUGCCAUCGAGCUGAAUCCUUCUAGAACACUGCUAGCCACUGGAGGAGACAACCCCAACAGUCUUGCCAUCUAUCGACUACCUACGCUGGAUCCUGUGUGUGUAGGAGAUGAUGGACACAAGGACUGGAUCUUUUCCAUCGCAUGGAUCAGCGACACUAUGGCAGUGUCUGGCUCACGUGAUGGUUCUAUGGGACUCUGGGAGGUGACAGAUGAUGUUUUGACUAAAAGUGAUGCGAGACACAAUGUGUCACGGGUCCCUGUGUAUGCACACAUCACUCACAAGGCCUUAAAGGACAUCCCCAAAGAAGACACAAACCCUGACAACUGCAAGGUUCGGGCUCUGGCCUUCAACAACAAGAACAAGGAACUGGGAGCAGUGUCUCUGGAUGGCUACUUUCAUCUCUGGAAGGCUGAAAAUACACUAUCUAAGCUCCUCUCUACCAAACUGCCAUAUUGCCGUGAGAAUGUGUGUCUGGCCUAUGGUAGUGAAUGGUCAGUUUAUGCAGUGGGCUCCCAAGCUCAUGUCUCCUUCUUAGAUCCACGGCAGCCAUCAUACAACGUCAAGUCUGUCUGUUCCAGGGAGCGAGGCAGUGGAAUCCGGUCAGUGAGUUUCUAUGAGCACAUCAUCACUGUGGGAACAGGGCAGGGCUCCCUGCUGUUCUAUGACAUCCGAGCUCAGAGAUUUCUGGAAGAGAGGCUCUCAGCUUGUUAUGGGUCCAAGCCCAGACUAGCAGGGGAGAAUCUGAAACUAACCACUGGCAAAGGCUGGCUGAAUCAUGAUGAAACCUGGAGGAAUUACUUUUCAGACAUUGACUUCUUCCCCAAUGCUGUUUACACCCACUGCUACGACUCGUCUGGAACAAAACUCUUUGUGGCAGGAGGUCCCCUCCCUUCAGGGCUCCAUGGAAACUAUGCUGGGCUCUGGAGUUAAUGACAACUCCCCAAAUGCAGAGAUUUAUACUAACUUCCAUUCUCAGUUUCCUUUUUUCUUUUGAUUUUUUUUUCCUAAUUGUGUGACGCUCUUGUGUUUUAGUGGGAACACCAAAGUUUGCCUAUAGUUUAGGCACUUAUUAGGAAGAAGCUCUGUACAGAAAUCUGAAAGUUGUUUUGUUUUUUGUUUUCCCCUUUGAUAAUCAGAAUUUUACUAUCUUUUAUUAUUUCUGGCUUUUCAACCAAACAUUGCUAAUCCCUAUUUUUCUUUAAGUGACACACAUUCUCCCGUCUCUGGCUUCUUUAGGCUGAAAUGACAUAGUCUUUCUCACCCUUACUUCACUCUUGAGAGGUAGGGCUCCUUUAUAAUUAUAUGGUUGCUCUCAGACUUUCUGUGAAAGUUUGAGAGCUGUGUGUGUGUGUGUGUGUGUGUGUGUGUGUGAGAGAUCUUGUCUGCGUGUGUGUGUGUGAUCUUGUGUGCCUGUAGGUACUGUGUGUCACUGAAAUUACCUGGAGUGAGGAUUACUUGUAAUUAAAAUAUUUAUAAAAGAAACAACUUUAUUCACAGAGUCCAGCUUUGGGACUAGUCUGUAUCUUGUUUUUUAAAGUCUAACAACACUGAUAAUAGGAAGUAAAAACAGAAAGGAAAAGAAAUUACCACUGGGAAAAUCUUUUUAGUUAGAUUGUAGGCUUCCUGGGGCCUCCCGUGCCAGGACUGCAAAGUGAUCCAGCCCUACCUGUCUUCCCACCUGUGUGUCCCCCGUGUGGGAAGUUGGUGUCACUUCCCCUUCCCACCCUCACAUCUGCUUAGCCAGUAGCCACACCCCUAAAACAUCAGACUCACCAUCCAGGUGCAGCUCUAGAGGCUGCAAAAGGCUUCAUGGGACUUGAAUCCCCAUCCUAGCUUCUCUCUCCUUCCCCUCAAGACCUGAUCUGGUUUUAAAGGGGCCUGGAGCUGGGAGUCUCAAGUCUGCUAAGAUUCACAUCCAUAGUCCCCUUGGCUUUGAGGAGAAUCCUCUCUGCCAUUCUUUAAUCUCCCCAAUGGGUUUUGCUAUUAUUUUCUAAAUUGGGUUAAGUCUAAGAAGGUGGGUGUGAGCAGGGGGUUUAUCUGUGUGUAGUGAGUGCUUCAUGUGUGGAAUAUUCAUUUUCUCACUGCAGCGGGACUUGGGGUUGAAGCCAUCCCUCCUACUCUGUUGGCUUAGCCCUGAGAUGGUGACAGGCUGGCCUGCAGUCAGCAUCAUUGUGCAUGUAACAGCAUCAAUGUGAUUAGUAAUUUGUCUGUUCCUCCCUUGAACUAUCUGUUUAGUCUGAGGUUUUUAAACUUGCAGGCAGCUGACUGUGAUGUCCUCUUGUUCCCUGAUUUUUACACAUCAUGUCAAAGAUAACAGGUGUUCCCACCCACGAAUUCCUCUAAGCACAUACUCCGCUUUUCUGUCAACAUCCCAUUGUGGGGAAAGGAAAAGUCAUAUUUAUUCCUGUACCCCAGUUUUUUAACUUGCUCUCCCAGUUGUCCCCCUCUUCUCUGGGUGUAAGAAGGGAAAUUGGAAAAAAAAAAAUAUAUAUAUAUAUAUAUACAUAUAUAUAUAUAUAUAUAUAUAUAUGUAUAUAUAUUCUCCUUUUAAUGGUGCGGGGCUGCUGGAGAGGAGAGACAGCAAGUCCACCCUAACUUGUUACACAGCACAUACCACAGGUUCUGGAAUUCUCAUCUUUGAACCUAGAGAAAUAGGUGCUAUAAACAGGGAAUUAAGCAAAAUGCUGGAUGCUAUAGAUGUUUUAAUUGUCUUAAUUUUUUUUCUAUUAUUAAACUACAGGCUGUAGAUUUCUUAGUUCUCACAGAACUUCUAUCAUUUUAAACUGACUUGUAUAUUUAAAAAAAAAAAAUCUUCAGUAGGAUGUUUUGUACUAUUGCCAGACCCUCUUCUGUAAUGGGUAAUGCGUUUGAUUGUUUGAGAUUUUCUGUUUUUAAAAAUGUAGCACUUGACUUUUUGCCAAGGAAAAAAAUAAAAAUUAUUCCAGUGCAAAA
Symphalangus syndactylus (siamang) is the source of this 5518-nucleotide messenger RNA. It is a transcript of the gene DCAF12, whose product is annotated as DDB1 and CUL4 associated factor 12. The record is from RefSeq and is a predicted model, not a curated record. Gene Ontology annotation, molecular function: protein binding. NCBI's taxonomy places the organism in Eukaryota, Metazoa, Chordata, Mammalia, Primates, Hylobatidae. Gene Ontology annotation, cellular component: Cul4-RING E3 ubiquitin ligase complex.